AUGGCCGUUUCGCAGUCUGGGAAGGCCAAGGCGGCCCCCAAAGCCAGCAAUGGCUCAACACGACGCGGCACGCAGAUGCACCGCCGUUCAAGAACAGGUUGCUAUACCUGCAGAUUAAGACGAAAGAAGUGCGACGAGGGCACGCCUCUUUGCACAGCUUGCAAGCACCUUGGCCUGCAAUGCGAGUAUAAGCGACCCAUGUGGUGGAGCAACAACGAUGCGCGCAAGAAGCACAAGGAGGACAUCAAGGGCAUCAUCAAGCGCAAGAAGCUGUCGGAAAAGUCAUCGCACGCCUCCAUCUCAACUUCUGUCACUUCUUCACCUCCUGGCCUUUCACACUCCGUACCCUCAUCCGCGACAUACACCGAUCCCAUGGACCGCAACAGGUCUGCGUCUAUCGAUUCUCACUUCUCAAACGGCUUCAACUUCAACGGCCCGAUGCAUCAGGCCGACUACUCCUCUUACAACUCUCAGAUGCCUCCAGACUUUAUGAUUGGCUCUUACUCACCCUACGAGAUUGAUGUCAAGACGGAGCGACAAAUGUUCAUCAACGACAUCCCAACGUUGAAAGAGUCUCAGGUUUCUACCUUUAGCACUUACUGCCCACCUCCGCCACCAGGAACCGUUCUGCAGUCGGGUAGCCUUCCGGGAAGUUGGGUCGAGCAGGUUCACGAGGAGCGCCGCGAAUCGCUGGCCGAGGAGGCGCUCAACGUCAACUUCUUUGACUUUUCCCACGGACCUUCCUACGACUCCAGGCAGGUCAAGAUUGAGUUGGAUGAGAAUGACCAGCGCCUGUUUGAUCACUUCAUCCAGUUCGUCCUGCCCACCAUCUUCCCCAUCCUGGAGACGAACCAGCAUGGAUCGGUGGCCUCAGACCUGAUUCUCCCUGCCCUGCAGUCCAACAACACAUAUCUGCACUGCUGCCUGAGCAUCGCCGCCCAGCAUCUCAAGUCUCUGUCCGCUGGCCCCAGCGAGGACAUUGACCAUGACAUCAUGCGACACCGCUACGCGACUAUCUGGUCGCUGUGUGAGUCGCUGAAGCGCGAUGAAAACUACCAGCAGAUCCUCGAGGCUACUCUUGGCCUCAUCUUCUUCCAGUGUGUCGUUGGCCGCUCAUCAAACGAGGAGCUGCUUGACAUUGCGUGGCACCAGCACUUCCAAGCUGCCAUCAACCUGGUGACCAAGCUGGACCUCCCCCGUCAAGUCUUGGACCCUGCCACGCCGAUGACGCAGACUCCAUUCAACAUGACCCUGACCGCCUGGAUUGACAUCCUUGGCGCCACCAUGCAGGGAACAUCCCCUACCUUUGCGCACACGUACCGCGAGAAGCACCUGUCUCAGGCAAAUCCAUACAUGGGUCUGCGCGAGCUCAUGGGCUGUGAGGACCGAGUCAUGUAUCUCAUCUCUGAGAUUGCCUGCCUCGAGUCUCUCAAGAGAGACGGCAUGGAUGACUUCACUCUCUGCCAGCACGUUUCCGCCCUAGGCGAGCAGAUCAGCCUCACUGAGCUUUCCAAGAACAUCACGGCCGCCUUCCGCCUUGCGGCGCGCAUUUACCUGUGCAGCUUGGUGCCUGGCUUUAGCCCUGAGCAGCACUCACCGAUGGGUCUGGUUGAUAAGCUUACCAAUGUCUUGCGAUUUAUCCCGUCGGGCCCAGAAGGCUUUGACCGCAGCUUGGUCUGGGUCUACCUCCUGUGCGGCUCCAUCAGCCUGCCCGGCUCCGAAUUCCGCGCCCUCUUUGAGGAGCGCGUUGCGCAGCUCGGCGAGCAGGCCAACUGUGGCUCUUUUGGCCGAAUGGUCAUGGUGCUGCGUGGCCUCUGGCUUCACAACGACAACUUGUCGAGGCUCGGCACCCCUGAGAGCGCCGGUUCCGAUGUGCCUCAGCAAUAUCUCCACUGGCGAGAUCUUAUGCGGAUGCAGAACAUGGACUACCUGCUCAUGUAA
This is a messenger RNA of Trichoderma breve, 1941 nucleotides long. RefSeq names its product fungal specific transcription factor domain-containing protein. The record is from RefSeq and is a predicted model, not a curated record. Lineage: Eukaryota; Fungi; Ascomycota; Sordariomycetes; Hypocreales; Hypocreaceae. Gene Ontology annotation, molecular function: transcription cis-regulatory region binding; DNA-binding transcription factor activity, RNA polymerase II-specific; zinc ion binding. Gene Ontology annotation, cellular component: nucleus. The transcript has 3 exons. Gene Ontology annotation, biological process: positive regulation of transcription by RNA polymerase II. Bases 1 to 1941 code for a protein of 646 amino acids.